This is a messenger RNA of Hyla sarda, 420 nucleotides long. RefSeq names its product serine protease inhibitor Kazal-type 1-like. The transcript has 5 exons. Bases 79 to 330 code for a protein of 83 amino acids. The record is from RefSeq and is a predicted model, not a curated record. Gene Ontology annotation, molecular function: protein binding; serine-type endopeptidase inhibitor activity. Lineage: Eukaryota; Metazoa; Chordata; Amphibia; Anura; Hylidae.
ACCAUUUCUGCUCUGCUGAAUGGAACAUCAUUAUGCCGAACAUUUCUACACGUUAAAAAAAAACAACUACUUACCAACAUGAAUGUUAAAGUUAUCCUAUCACUGGUAACGAUUCUUCUGUGUGUUCUUUUAGGUACUGUGAAGUCUAACUCUGCUUCAGAUGAAGGAAGAGAGCCUAACUGUGAUGUUGGAGUGCCAUCAAGAUGCCCACGGAAUUAUGAUCCUGUAUGUGGCAGUGAUCAACAUACAUAUGACAACGAAUGUCUGCUCUGCGCAGAACAAAUAAAGAAAAAUAUUCAUAUUAAAAUUGCCAAAAAAGGAAGAUGUUGAGUGACGAGAAAGCCAAUGUCCAUGGCAUUCCUUUCUAUGUAGAGAUUUCUUGAUCAUUGAGAUGUAUGCUUUAAAUAAAAAGUCUUACUU